AUGCAUGCGACCAUCAAACCCGCUCCAGGCGAGCUGAUUAUCGCGAAAAAUCACGACUCAGCCCUCAUGGGUACCUUUUUCGAAGCUACGUUGCGCGGUACAGAUACGGACUGGGUUUUCAUGGCUGGGUCGGAGACUAGCGGGGCUAUCCUGUCUACCAUUUGCCACGCGAGGGAUAUAGGGCUGCAGGUUACUGUUCUUUCGGAUUUGCUUAUGGAUCAGGAUGAAGAGGUGCAUUGGCUGUUGGUUGAGGGGGUUUUUGGGAAGAUGGGGGAUGUUGUUACGGCGAAGGGGUGGGUCGAUCAGUUGAAUGCGGAGGCCCAGAAUUGGGGAAUCUGA
This is a messenger RNA of Penicillium atrosanguineum, 339 nucleotides long. Its product is annotated as cysteine hydrolase family protein. The transcript has a single exon. Bases 1 to 339 code for a protein of 112 amino acids. Lineage: Eukaryota; Fungi; Ascomycota; Eurotiomycetes; Eurotiales; Aspergillaceae. The record is from RefSeq and is a predicted model, not a curated record.